This is a messenger RNA of Oryza brachyantha (malo sina), 1699 nucleotides long. RefSeq lists its product as uncharacterized. Lineage: Eukaryota; Viridiplantae; Streptophyta; Magnoliopsida; Poales; Poaceae. The record is from RefSeq and is a predicted model, not a curated record. The transcript is spliced from 2 exons. Bases 307 to 1287 code for a protein of 326 amino acids.
CCCUCCCCUCCCCAUCGCGAGUCUCUCGUCUCCUCCUCCUCCUCCUUUCCCCUUCGCCUUAGCUUCAGCUCGCCGAGACCCCGCGCGCGGCGAAUCACACGAGGUCUCGCCGCCUCCGCCUCCGCCGCUGCCGCAGAAGAAGACGCCGGGCCUCCGAUCGCCGGCGGUGUCUCCGUACCCCGGCCCGACAGACGGCACGAGUUUGAAGUUGGAAAUCAACCUUGUUCUCUGUAGUGCUUUCCUUUGGAUUGCAGAGAAUUUCAAACAAACCAACACAUCCUUGCAUCUGACUGACUUGAGGUAACUAUGCCAAAGGACAGGAGCACCCGUGCCGUCUCAUACGAGCGCCGUCGUUCUCGUGCUUCGCCAUAUUCCUCGCAUGGGAAGGGCUGUUCUCGCAGGUCGGAGGAGUCUGCUGCUGCAGCGGCAGCUGCUGCCGCUAAACAGGCCGCGGAAUGGGAGGAUGUCCGCUGCCCAGUCUGCAUGGAUCACCCCCACAACGCUGUUAUGCUCGUCUGCUCAUCGCAUGAGAAGGGCUGCCGCCCUUUCAUGUGUGACACAAGCUACCGACACUCCAAUUGCUUUGAUCAGUACCGCAAGGCUUCUAAGGACUCCUCAAAGGAUACUGGUGCCAGUGCUGCUUCCGCACCAGAAUGCAGUGAGUGCCAGCAGCCCAUAAAACUGUCAUGCCCAUUGUGUCGUGGGCCAGUCAGCCAUUGGACAAAGGAUUAUGAUGCACGGAAGUACAUGAAUGCGAAGGUUCGAGCAUGCACCAAAGAGUCAUGUGAGUUUAGGGGGGCCUACAGUCAGCUGAGGAGACAUGCCAGGGAGAACCAUCCUACUGUUAGACCAACUCAGGUGGAUCCUGACCGGCAGCGAGACUGGCACAGGAUGGAGCAGCAGCGUGAUCUUGGAGACUUGUUCAGCAUGCUGCGUUCAGGCUUAAGUGCCAGGGAAGAUGGAAUUGGGGUCAGUGAAGGGGAAGAGGACAUCAACGAGAGGACUCUACAUAGCCCGUCUAUAACAAUGGUCUUCAUUGUGCGCACUGGCAGGUCGAUCCUCCACUACAGGGAAGCAUUUCCAGGCCACCACAGAAGAAGAACAAUUCUUCUGCUUGGCGAAGCUUUUGGUCGCGAAUCCUCCCCAUUAGGGGGAGCAAGUGGCAGCGGUGAUGCUGACACCACAGGUCGUGACAAUGAUGAAGGUGAUGACGACGUGACACUCUCUACAGAGGCAGCUGGUUCUCAGCAUGAUGUUGGUGAAGUCGAUGGUGAUCCUGCACAUUGAUGCAGCUGGUAAGAAGUGCCAAUGUGUGCACCUGGACUGAAACUCGACAAGCAAGCAAUCUUUCAGUUUCACCAGGCAUCCAAGACCUCAUGUUGGGGAGAAACAUAUGGGGCGUUCCACUUGUGCCUUUAGGCGUAGUCAGGACAUUCUGCCUACGUGCAACAAGAAUCGAGAUGAAUUUGCAAUGCAGGGAUAGGCUCAAAACUGCUGUGGAGUCGUCGUAGUGUCAUUUUAAAUAUAUUUGCUGAAAAAUCUGUAGCAAACAGAAACUUCAAUGGUGGUGCUGUAUUUAUCAUGUCCGCGGCUAGGACUUUGGGUGAAUUCAAUUCGCUGCAUUGUAAUUUGAUCUCUGAAAUAUAUUCUUUCUGUGUUGAUCAAUCUGAUCAUGUUAAAGCGGAAAAAUAUUGAUGUA